CUACGGGCACACUAUUAACCACAUCCACAUCAGAAGUCUGAAGUUUGAUUUAAAAACUCUCACGAAACUUAUUUAAAACCAGGUGAAAUAGAUUCUACAUACAUUCUGGAGGAGAGGCAAGCUGAAGCAGUAUGAGUGGCAAGCAGGUGGUCGUCUUUCUGGGCAGUGUCCUGAUCCUGGGAUGCCUGCAAGUGGCAGCGGCCACGGAAACGGAUAACAAAACCAGCGAUUUCGUGGCCACAGACGAAUGGCAGACGAUUGCGGAAGGUCAAGCUAUUCCCAGGGGUCUGCACGUGCGCAUCAACCUACAAACGGGGCUCAAGGAAGCCAAACUCUUGGACGAAAGCGAACGUGGCACGUCGCUGCAGAGUCAACCGGAUGAUCAGAAUGCUCGGGAAGCUCGCGAUGACAACGAACCCCUGGCUCUGGACUACAAGCCGGACAUUAUCGAGGAGUCCAUACGUCGGGUCAAGGAGCAGAAGAAGAGCUAUGCCGAGCUACGCAAAGCGUACAAAGAGUUCCAAAAGAACUUUCGCACGGACGGAGAGCUGAUCGUCCAGUUGAUCGACCAGUUCCGAAACUUCAGCAGGACGCCGCUGGAGUCGGAGAUGCGCUCCAAGCUGGACUGCCUGGAGAAUCUGGAGUAUUUGCUCCAUCAGAUAGACAAUGCCCUGAUGUUCGUUGAUAAUGGGGGAUUGGAUGAUGUCCUACUACCCAUUGUUGUGAACGAUACCAAUCCAUCCCUGAGGGUGUCGGCCAUGCGUGUGUUGGGCUCGCUGGCGAGCAACAAUCCCAAGGCCCAGAUCAAGGUGUUCGAGAAGAACUUCGGUUCUCAUCUCGCUCAGAUUCUGACCAGUUCCGGAAAUGUUGGUGAGAUCUCCGCCGCGUUGCACGCCUUUGGAGCCCUGUUGCGGAAAUUUCCGCUAGCCCAGCAGCGAGUGCUUUCCACCUCGGGUACACAGGCUCUGAUCAAGGUGCUCCAGAGUCCGGAUGUGGAGCUGCGUAGCAAGGCGAAGGUAGUGACCCUCAUAAGCGACCUGGUGCUGGAGAAGCGGUCAGUGCUGGAGGCCAGCAAAGAUGAUCCCGAAGCCUCAUCCACAAUGGCGCAAUAUGUGCUCUUAGACUUCGAGUCCUGGCUGAAAACGCCGGGCUACUGCGCGGCGCUGGACACUGUGCUGACCAAGGAUUUCCUGCUCCUCCUGGAUCAACCGGAGGUGGUGGAACAGUUUGCCACCGCAUUGGAGACCACUGAGGAUAUGUGCACCAGCACGUGGUCGCAAAGUUCCGGUCUCAGGCAUGCCCUGUUAACCGUACGCAAUCGGUAUGCCAACAGCACGGACGAGUACCGACUGGAGGUGUCCCAGAUCCUGGCCAAACUGUGCGAGAGAUUGUUCAACAAGCCCAAGCACACCGAACUGUAAUCCUAGCCAAUUUACCAUGUUAAUUAUGUUAGUUUCAUUUAAUUGAAAGCUGAGUUGGAAUGAAAUUCACAGCCAAACCAUAGAAUACGAUAGCUAAGAUGCCAAGUACUUGUGAUGCAAAAAUAAUGCUCUUUGUCAUUAACUUAGGAUAGCAAUCAAAACUUUGACUUUCCUAUGAAGAUUUCUCAACCAGACUGGAGAAUAGUCAUACCAAACUAGGAGCCCAUCUACAGGAUUUUCGUUAUUAAAUACAGUCUCUUAAUUAAGAUUA
This is a messenger RNA of Drosophila mauritiana, 1692 nucleotides long. It is a transcript of the gene Sil1, whose product is annotated as nucleotide exchange factor Sil1. The coding region runs from base 132 to 1421 and encodes 429 amino acids. The transcript is spliced from 2 exons. Lineage: Eukaryota; Metazoa; Arthropoda; Insecta; Diptera; Drosophilidae. The record is from RefSeq and is a predicted model, not a curated record.